Molecule: messenger RNA, 3240 nt
Organism: Clarias gariepinus (North African catfish)
Lineage: Eukaryota; Metazoa; Chordata; Actinopteri; Siluriformes; Clariidae
Product: Gamma-secretase subunit Aph-1b-like
Exons: 7
Coding region: 451-1212 (253 amino acids)
Biological process (GO): Notch receptor processing; positive regulation of catalytic activity; Notch signaling pathway
Cellular component (GO): gamma-secretase complex; endoplasmic reticulum; membrane
Molecular function (GO): protein-macromolecule adaptor activity
Source: RefSeq, a predicted model, not a curated record
GGAAGUACAACAAAGCAAAUCAUCUGACAAACAAAAGCCUCAGGAAGUCGCAUGCUCCGCUACGAGAGGAAAAAGAGGAAUUCCCUACUUUGAAGAUGACACAAGAGAAAAAACGGAUAUAAAAUCGCGUUUAAGUGGCGUUCAGUCAAAAAAACGGCUCAGGUUUUAGUUCUGAGGCGGCUAGCAGCAGUGCUGUUGUUUUAGCUUUUCCUGCUGGAACUGUGUGUUUGUCUGUGUCUGUGUGUGUGUGUGUGGCAGCCGGUGAAAUGACUGUGUGCUCGCAUGGGUGCUUUCUUUGUUCUGUUUAAGGGAAGUUUAGCUCUCAUUAUCUGAUAAAGCUUUUGCCAGGAGUCGAAAAAACUUCCACCCUUGACUUGUUAGCUGUUUGUGAACAGCCCUGGUGCUAACUGGCUAGCUGGAAGUUUGUGAAGGAGGAGGGGAAGAAGGAGGAUGACUGUGGCGGUGUUUUUCGGCUGUGCUUUUAUAGCAUUUGGCCCUGCGUUCGCGCUGUUUAUUUUUACCAUCGCCAGAGAUCCACUGCGAGUCAUCAUCCUGAUCGCAGGGGCUUUCUUCUGGCUUCUGUCCCUCCUGUUAUCCUCUCUGGUUUGGUUCAUUGCGGUGAAAGCUAGCAGUGCAGAAGAUGUCAAGUUACAAAAGGGUCUGCUGAUAUUCGGGGUCGUCUUCUCAGUCCUCCUUCAGGAAGUUUUCAGAUUUACCUACUACAGACUGCUCAGGAAGGCUACCGAAGGCCUGGCAGCGAUUAGUGAUGAAGAAACUUCACCCAUUUCCGUCCGGCAAAUGGCUUAUGUGGCAGGGCUCGGCUUUGGGAUAAUGAGCGGCGCUUUCUCUAUGAUCAACAUCCUGUCUGACUCUCUGGGCCCAGGUACUGUGGGCAUCUUUGGAGACUCUCAGUACUAUUUUAUCACCUCAGCUCUGAUGACUCUGGCCAUGACGUUGCUGCACACGUUCUGGGGUGUGGUGUUCUUCGAGGGCUGUGAGAAGAGCCGCUGGUGGGUCAUCGUUGUGGUGGUGUGUCUCCAUCUGCUGGUCUCCAGUCUGUCUCUGAUGAACCCGCUGUACGAAGGUAGCCUGCCUCCUGUGUAUGUUGUAACAGCAGUCAUGGCUGUGUGGGCGUUCUUCUCUUCAGGAGGGUCUCUGAACAACCUCUCAAAGCUCUGCACACGUAAGAGGACCGAGGUAGCGUCUUCGUAAGAAAGCCAUGCCCUGACCUCACCGCGUGACUCAGGCAGUUUGUUGGGAAGCUGCAUUCACUGCUCGGAGUAAACGAAGCAGCCGGAGAAAGAACAGCAGUAGCAGCGGCCAUCAGUUCUGAUGAUGCUCCCGGGGCUGAACUCAAACCCCCACCAACAGGGCUGCCUUACGGAUUAUAGGACUCUCAGAUCAUGCUCAUUGUGUAAAUAGCUUGACAUCUUCUCACACGUCAGAAUCUAUGCUUUUAUUGAAUUACUUUGAUCACAAACAAGUAGUAUUUUACGUUUAACACAGUGUUGUUGUUGUUGUUUUUCUUUUUGUAAACCACAAGUCAUUUUUGUGUUUCUUUCUUAUUUUUUUCUGAUGAAAGUCUUAUGUAAAUAUUAAAAGUAAGUUGUUUUUUUUUAAAGAAAAAUUCGAGGUAGGAGAGUUGACCUGGGCCUGGACUGUGCCUCCUUUACAGUCUGGAUUUGUUCCAUGUAAAACUGUGGAUUGGGAAUUUUACCUUAAACCAAACCUAAAUACAAUAAAUGUAAUGUUCUGUCAAGCUUAAUAUGACGUUGCAAAAGAGGUUUAACACUUUGUCAGUAUUUAAUUCCCAAAGUUGUUACCACAACGACUGUUUUGGCUGCUGCUAAUGUGUUUUGCAUUUGCGCUGCAGUAAACUAAAUACAUUAAGCCAUGAUUGAUGGUUUGGGUAUAAUGUGUCAAUCAGCAACCGGACCAUAAAAGCUGCCACCUGGGUUUGUUGAAUCCUAAGGAAUCCAGACUUUAAAGCUGCAGCAAAUCCAUUGCUCUGACACAGUCUUUUUCCAGGCAAAUGUCCCCAGCUAAUGCGUCCCCUUAACAGUUCAGCUCCCGCCACAGUGGAUAAGCAAUUUGCAAUUUUUUUCAUUUCAAACAUAUCACACUCGUUGAUUCAGUGAGACCUUGCAGCACAUUUUGGAUUCCCCCCCAAAUGCUUCAUGGAUAGAAACCCUCUGUCUCACGAGUUCCACAUUGGGGCAAACGUAUGCAAUGUGAAUGUUCAAAGUCCACUGGCAAAUAUAUUGACUCAUCUACUGUGUAUAUAUACUAAUUAUGCAGAAUUCGCUUUGUAAUCAGUGUUUCUUGCGUUAAUUCUUUGAAACCCGUCACUACAUGUUCCUCAGCUUUUACAUGCUCAGUUAACAAGUCCAUCUAGAUCACUGUCCACUAGAAGUCAGGAACACCGGUCCUCCUUCUUAAUGUAGCAGCGAUGUCACAUGCAUCCUUUCAUUAUUUUUCCUUUCUCUCUCUCUCUGGUUUCUCUACUAACAGACUGUUGAAGGCUUCAUUUUUAAAAUCUCUCAAACUCUAUCUUGUGCAACUGGGUGCAAACAUGUCCCCGUAGACAACAAGCAAUACAACAGCUCUAUCUUGCGUUCGGUUCUGCCGCUUCAAACCCUGGUGCUGGCUUGUGUUAUUUUAGGAGACGUAAGUUGAGUGUUUCCAUUUCCGUGAAACGUUCACUCUGUCAUGGAUGAACAAGUGCUUUCUUUUUACGCCCAUAUGGUUAUUUAACCAACAUAAUGCUGCUUUGCUCUAAGUGAGAUUAUUUGUUUGACUUUUUGCUGGUUUUGACUUGCCUUUCAAAAGAACAGUUUCCAGACCAGCACACUGAUAACACACAUCCAUAAACACAUCUGUCAUGGCUUUAAUAUAAAUCUCUGCUAUGUAAACAAUUUUUCCCCCUAGCAGUACUGUUCGUUUUGGUACGUUACGGGCCUAAGUCGGUGUGUUAUCGGUUGAUUUAAAAAAAAAAAAAAAAAAAAAUCCUGUUUAAUUUUGACACAGUCAUUUUGUAUGUAGCUAACUGGUGCCGCAUCAUACAACAGUAAAACCUUUCGUCUCAGGACUCACUGUGUGAAUAAGAACAAGCAAACUGACGUUCUGGACUAGUCCAAGGCAGCUUCACCUUUCUGAGGCACGACUGGAUUUUAACAGCUACCUAGAACAUAUCAUCUCUCUGGGCAUUUCUCUGUCCUAAAUAAAAAGCCACCUUCAGUA